ACCCAUGAGGCUAGAGGCCGCCGCCAGGAUGGAUCUGUUCAGGAAGCUGUGGAGGGCGAGGAAGCUGAUCCUGGUGGUGCUCAUCCCGCUGUCCCUGCUCCCGCUGCCGCUCAUCCACCCCACCAGCGAGGCCUGUUGCGCGUACGUGCUGAUGGUGACAGCGGUCUACUGGGUGUCCGAGGCCGUUCCCUUGGGCGCUGCCGCCCUGGUCCCAGCCUUCCUCUACCCUCUCUUCGGGGUCCUGAAGUCCAGCGAGGUGGCAGCUGAGUACUGUAAAGACACCACCCUGCUGCUGAUGGGAGUCAUCUGCCUGGCAGCCUCCAUCGAGAAGUGGAACCUGCACAAACGCAUCGCCCUGCGCAUGGUGAUGGUCGCGGGGGCCAAGCCUGGCAUGUUGGUGCUGGGCUUCAUGUGCUGCACAGUGUUUCUGUCUAUGUGGCUCAGCAACACGUCCACCACAGCCAUGGUGAUGCCCAUAGCUGAGGCCGUCCUGCAGCAGCUCAUCUGCACCGGUCUGGCCGACAGUCACGAGGACUCCGAAACUGCUGAUGACGGCGCUGUUUCAGACAAACAAGAGAACCUGAAUAAGAACCAGUUGGAGCUGCUCUACCGCAACGACAGCAGUGACUGCACCAAACGGGAGCUUUCUACACUAACAGAGGUACAGACUGGGGACGUAAAUGGUUUGGGUCUGAUGCCAGUCUCCAACCAGGACUUCAUCCAACACACCAAUGGACACCUGCCGCAGAUUGCGAUCGAAAUCCCAAACGUGAAGCGGGUGAAGACCAGGAGAGACUCCCAGUAUCCCACCAAGAGGGAUCACAUGAUCUGUAAAUGCCUGUCGCUCAGCAUCACCUAUGCCGCGACCAUCGGAGGACUCAUCACCAUCACUGGCACGUCCAGCAACCUCAUCUUUGCCGAGCAGUUUAACAACCGUUAUCCAGAUGCAAAGUCGAUCAACUUCGGAACAUGGUUCAUCUUCAGCUUCCCCAUCGCCAUCAUCAUGCUGGUCCUCACCUGGCUGUGGUUGCACUUCCUCUUCCUUGGCUGCAACUUCAGAGAAACAUGCUCGCUGAGUAAGAAACGCAAAACCAGGAGAGAGAUGCUGUCGGAGAAGAGGAUCCACGAGGAGUACGCGAAACUUGGACCCAUCAGCUACCCGGAGGUGGUGACCGGUGUUUUCUUCAUCCUGAUGACUCUGCUGUGGUUCACCAGAGAACCAGGUUUCGUGCCUGGCUGGACGUCUCUCUUUGAGAAGAAAGGCUACAGGACCGAUGCCACAGUGUCUGUCCUUCUUGGCUUCCUGCUCUUCCUCAUCCCUGCCAGGCGACCCUUCUCCUCCUCUUCCUCCUCCUCCUGCUGUAGAAACGCAGUGGAUGAUUCAGAGUCGGACCCUUUGGCUCCCAUGAUCACCUGGAAGGACUUUCAGAGACUGAUGCCGUGGGAGAUCGUCAUCCUGGUGGGAGGAGGCUAUGCACUGGCCGCUGGUUGUAAGGUGUCGGGCCUGUCGGUGUGGAUCGGCAGACAGCUGGAGCCCAUGAGUGGCCUUCCUCCCUGGGCCGUCACCCUGCUGGCCUGCCUGCUGGUGUCGGCGGUCACUGAGUUUGCCUCCAACCCGGCAACUCUCACCGUCUUCCUGCCCAUCCUGUCCGCGCUGUCGGAGACUCUGCGCAUCAACCCGCUGCACACUUUGAUCCCGUCCACCAUGUGCGUGUCAUUCGGGGUCAUGCUUCCAGUCGGGAACCCCCCCAACGCCAUCGUCUUCAGUUACGGCCACGUGAAGAUCAGCGACAUGGUGAAAGCAGGCUUCGGCGUGAACCUGAUCGGCGUGGCGGUGGUAAUGUUGGCCAUAUCCACGUGGGGUGCUCCCCUCUUUAACCUGAACGAGUUCCCAGCCUGGGCAGAGGCCAGGAACGUCACCGGGAUCUUAUAACCACCGGUGUGAUGAUGGGGCCCACGUGGGAGGAAGAGGGGAAUGAAUCAGUGAGAGACAGAAAGAGAGGAAGAGAAAUGUUUCUGUGUGGAUUUGACAAGCGAAUGGCACACGUUGUGCCGAGAGGAUGGUCUCACUCAGCGUUUAGCCCUUUCUUAGACCGAUUAGAGGGGGCAUGGAUGGAGGGUAGGAGGAGAGGAAAAGGAGAGAGAGAAAAACCCUAUGCUAUUCUUAGAUUUAAACAUUAGAAAUAAAUAUAUAUCCAUGAGCUGGUGUCAAAAUGAAUGCAGGACGUGAAACUGGCCACUAGGUGGAGCUCUGACCUCCAGGGCAAAACUUUUCUUUACCCUCCAUUAAUCUAUGAGGGCAAUCCUGCUCUCACCGAAUCACUGAGGAGAUCCAUAAAAACUACAGCGCUGAUCAAGAAUUGUUAUUUGUAGCUGAUUUAUUGAUUCAUGUUAGGAAAAUGAUGAAUGAUAUUUCUAGAUGCCUGGAAAGUGUUUUAGAGCCACUUCAUGCCUUCCUCUGUGGAGUCGUUUUGGUAGAAAUAAGCCAAAUGGCCACGGACAUGCUUCUUUUUUGUGAUUUUCACUGAGAUUACAGUGUUAAAGAAGAGCUGAGUGCUGUGCUGAAAGAAGAUAAAUGCAUGAAAAGGUGUUUUUAAUGUGGCUGCUAUUCUACUGUCCCCAGUGUCUUUUCAUUAGAGUCUAUAUGAUUUGUAUCUAUAGAGAAAAAAGCGUGUGUAUAUUCAGCUACAAACUGAAAGCACAUACAGUCCAUAGAUGUCUGUAGGUGCUAUCUCCAUUUUCAGUUGGAAAUCUGUCUCCUGAUAUCAGACCGAUGUCUUUACUAUAGCAGAUUUUUCUUCCCUGUCACACUUUGAACAUACACAUGCUCGACAGCUUGUGCCGUUACCCUAUGCCUGUAAUACGAUUGCAACACGAAUGUCUCCUGUGGGAAUUCAACCUCUCACUGUGUUAGUGCCUUGCUGCGAACGCGGAGCAGCGCAAGAACCAAGGAAUAGUUCACUACCAUCCUCCUUAAAUUGUGGAAAGCAAUACAUGCUUUUUAUUCCUGAACAAUAUUGCCUUCUGGGCGUUUAUUACCUUAUUACAGUAAAAUGCAUUUUAUAUUGACUGGAUUUCUGAGCUUUCCUCUGACUGUGCAGCAUAUCAUUUUUCUUAUGUUUCAGUUUUGAAGGCUGAAGAGGUUAGAUGCACACCUGUCAUUAUUAUGUGUAUUCAGCCGGGUUUGACUCCUCCUGCUUUUCAUAAGACACAUCUGGAGAGAUCAGAACGAGAUGAUAAGGUCAUGAAAUCUGAGAAAAUGAUACUCACUGAUCCCCUGAGUUAUGUCCAUGUAAUGAUCCUUAUCAAUGAAAAUUAAUUUUUGCAUUUGCCAGUAGCAGAAAACCCUUUGACUCAUAUUUUAUCAAGCUUCAAUAGCUUGAGUAAUUGUCAUAAAAACAUAUAUUUUUAUGUAAUGCAUGUCUUUGCAAGUUCUGAGUUGUAUUGAAUGCAUCGUCCAAAGUAUUCCCAGCGAGUGAGCGCAGGGGUUAUGUGGUGCAGACGUUUCUCCAAUCAGCCAUUUAUCACACUGUGGUCUGUCAAUGAAAAGGUUUGCGCAUAACAUUUGCUGUAAUAUGCAAAAACAAUGUCAAAGAAAUGCUUGAUACUGUAUUUUUACACAAAUUUGAAAUGUAAUUUGUGGCUUUUUUAUAUCACUACAUUAUAACUGUAGGCGGAAUCAGAAGCGCACAUUUGUCUUUUGUAAUUUAUUCAGUUCUGCAGACAGUUUCGGCGACCUUUGACCCAGCGCCCACACUUCUUUGUAAAUACAUACAGAUUUGUAAUAUAAAGAUAACGUGCCUCUGACUGUUUCUAAAUGAGAUGUUAUAUAUGUUAAACCUCG
Molecule: messenger RNA, 3844 nt
Organism: Platichthys flesus (European flounder)
Lineage: Eukaryota; Metazoa; Chordata; Actinopteri; Pleuronectiformes; Pleuronectidae
Gene: slc13a4
Product: solute carrier family 13 member 4
Exons: 16
Coding region: 5-1933 (642 amino acids)
Biological process (GO): monoatomic anion transmembrane transport
Cellular component (GO): membrane
Molecular function (GO): transmembrane transporter activity
Source: RefSeq, a predicted model, not a curated record